Solanum dulcamara is the source of this 2434-nucleotide messenger RNA. Its product is annotated as NADPH-dependent diflavin oxidoreductase 1. Lineage: Eukaryota; Viridiplantae; Streptophyta; Magnoliopsida; Solanales; Solanaceae. The record is from RefSeq and is a predicted model, not a curated record. Gene Ontology annotation, molecular function: FMN binding; NADPH-hemoprotein reductase activity; flavin adenine dinucleotide binding. The transcript has 12 exons. Gene Ontology annotation, cellular component: cytosol. The coding region runs from base 132 to 2018 and encodes 628 amino acids.
GAAUAAAAUUGGGUUUAGCGCGGCUUCCCAUUAUAUGACGGCGCCCGUAAACACUAAUACGCUGUCGUUCCGUUAGUAUCUUCUUUGAAUUCCAAAGACUCCAUUUCAAUUGCAGUAACAAAUCAACGGUGAUGGAGGAGAAGCCAAAGAAGCUAUUGAUUUUAUAUGCAUCUGAGACUGGUAAUGCCAUAGACGCCGCUGAGCGUCUUGGCCGUGAAGCUGAGCGCAGAGGAUGCCCCGUCUUGUUGCUCUCUGUUGAUGAUUUUGACCCUAGUUCUCUACCGGACCAGGAAAUUGUAAUCUUUGUGGUCUCAACUACAGGUCAAGGGGACAACCCAGAUUCUAUUAAGGUGUUUUGGAAGUUUCUCUUGCAAAGGAAUCUUACCCAGAGUUGGCUUAGUAGAGUCAACUAUGCUGUGUUUGGUUUGGGUGAUUCGAGCUACCAGAAAUAUAAUUUCGUUGCAAAGAAACUUGACAAAAGACUUGCAGAUCUUGGUGCGACAGCAGUGGUGGAAAGAGGUCUGGGAGAUGAUCAGCACCCUUCAGGGUAUGAAGGUGCUCUGGAUCCUUGGAUGUCCACCUUGUGGAAAGCAUUAUACCAAAAAGAACCAAAAUUAUUCCCUAAAGGUCCAGAAUUAAUGACUUCAAAUAUGAGUUUGAUGGAUCAACCUAAAGUACAGAUUACAUAUCAUGAUGUUGCUGAAGGGACUUUUAACUUUUCAUCCAUCCCAGAUGUCAAGCUUCUUGAGAUGCAGAUUGAGAGCACACGCUUCAUACUGCCAGGAAAACUUUCUGGAAAGUACAGCCCCGAGUGCUUCUUAAAAAUGGUUAAAAAUGAUCCAUUAAGUAAAGCUGGCUGUGGGAAAGAUGUCCGCCAUUUUGAAUUUGAAGCUGUUUCAUCUACUAUUGAGUAUGAGGUUGGUGAUGUUGUUCAUAUUCUUCCUGGCCAAGAUGCUGCAGCUGUUGAUGCUUUCAUAAAGCGCUGUAAUUUGAACCCUGAAUCAUAUAUCCGAGUUCAGCCUAAAGAUAAUAAAGAAAAUGAACAAAGUCAUGAUUUGAGAAAUACAUUGAAGGUCCCUGUAAGAUUGAAAACUUUUGUGGAACUGGCAAUGGAUGUUGCAUCAGCUUCCCCAAGAAGAUAUUUCUUUGAGGUUAUGAGUUAUUUUGCCACUGCCGAACAUGAGAAGGAGAGGCUUCAGUACUUUGCCUCACCAGAAGGAAGGGAUGAUCUUUAUGACUACAAUCAGAGGGAACGAAGAACUGUACUGGAGGUAUUGGAUGAUUUUCCAUCCGUUCAGAUGCCGUUUGAAUGGUUGGUUCAGUUGGUACCUCCACUAAAAACUAGGGCUUUUUCCAUCUCUUCUUCUCACUCAGCUCAUCCAAAUCAAGUGCAUUUAACAGUUAGUGUGGUGGCGUGGACAACACCUUAUAAGAGGAAGCGCACAGGUCUUUGCUCGCCAUGGCUAGCUGAACUUGAUCCUCAAAAAAGUGUCCUCAUACCAGCAUGGUUUCAAAAAGGUUCUCUUCCUUCCCCUCCACCUUCACUACCUCUCAUUCUAGUUGGACCUGGCACAGGAUGUGCACCUUUUCGUGGGUUUGUGGAGGAAAGAGCCCUUCAGAGUCAAUCCGGUCCAACUGCUCCCAUUCUUUUCUUCUUUGGUUGUAGAAAUGAAGAUAAUGACUUCUUAUACCGAGAUUUUUGGUUGUUCCAUUCACAAAAGGGUGGAGUCCUUUCUGAAGAAAAAGGUGGUGGCUUUUUUGCUGCCUUCUCCAGAAACCAGCAACAGAAGGUUUAUGUGCAGCAUAAAAUGAGAGAAGCAAGCUUUAAGAUAUGGAAUCUAUUAACCGAGGGGGCAGCUGUGUAUGUCGCAGGCUCUGCCAAUAAAAUGCCUUCUGAUGUGCUGUUGGCAUUUGAAGAAAUUGUAUCUAAAGAAGGCGGGGUUCCAAAGGACACUGCAGUGAGGUGGCUUAGGGCAUUGGAAAAGGCAGGCAAGUAUCAUGUUGAGGCAUGGUCUUGACCGCUGCUUGGUAUCUUUUCCAUCUUCACCUUAAAAUCUAGGGAUGAGGAGCCAAAAAUCCGUGCCCUUUUCAGCCAAGUUAUUUCUACAUGAUUCAUAUUUACCAUAUUCAUUCGCGGAAUUUGUAUCUAGUAUUCACAAAAAAGUUGGUGGCUCUAUCGACAGAACAGAGUGCAUCAGAAGGAAGUCUCGCUCGAUCAUUGCCUAGGACAAUUUCUCUCGUCAUUUGGGGAGGACUUUUAUCUGCUUGUCAGAAAAAGUUCAAUUGGAGCUGUAAAUCCAGAGCGACCCCUUAUAUGGUGCAACAUUUGUGUUGGGAAUUGAAUUCAUGUGAAGUUACGGAUUUUUGAGAUGUAGCAUUUCUUUUUAUUUUAUCCCAAAAUAAACAGAAAAGGCAAGUAUGGCAAUUUUUUCAA